This is a messenger RNA of Brassica napus (rape), 2054 nucleotides long. RefSeq names its product cytochrome P450 94B1. Gene Ontology annotation, molecular function: oxidoreductase activity, acting on paired donors, with incorporation or reduction of molecular oxygen; heme binding; monooxygenase activity. Bases 458 to 1936 code for a protein of 492 amino acids. Lineage: Eukaryota; Viridiplantae; Streptophyta; Magnoliopsida; Brassicales; Brassicaceae. The record is from RefSeq and is a predicted model, not a curated record. The transcript has a single exon.
AAACACCAAGAUGAAACCCUAGAUGAAAGAGUAAAUCUGAGUGAAAAGGGGAAAAUAUCUCUGAAACUGGAUGGGAAUCGAUGUGAGAAACGUGUUAGUACACUCUGAGGCCCCACUUUGCUAAAGAAGUGUAUAUUAGCAAACGAGGAAAUAAAGCCCAAAAGAGGGAACCACUAUCUUACGCCGAGAGAGAAUGCAAGGUACUUUUCUUGUAUAUUUAUAUUAAUGGAAAGCAACUAUAAAUCAUUGACAAAAGUCAUACCAAUAAACAAAUAAAUAAGAGAGCAGCAUAGAUAAAUAAUAUUGCGGGACUGGGAUCCGAUUAAUUCAGGCUCGUGCGUCAAAUCUCUAUAGACUAAAUUUUUGUUGCUUAAAAAAAUGAGAAGAAAUGGUCUCUUGACCGUUUCCUAAUUGUCGUAUCCUUUUUUAGAAAAAGUUUUGAAGCUCAUCAUCAACAAUGGAAGCUUUAACUCUUGUUCUUCUUCCUUUUCUCUUCCUCGUGGUUUGGAUACUCUCUACUGGAAAAUCUCUUUGUGUACGUAACUCUAUAACGCCGAAAACAUACCCGGUUAUCGGAUGCUUACUUUCCUUCUAUACGAACCGGAACCGGUUGCUGGACUGGUAUACCGAGCUCCUAACCGAAUCCCGAAGUGGGACAGUGAUCAUUAACCGCUUGGCUGCCCGGAGAACCGUGGUGACGGCCAACCCAUCCAACGUCGAGUAUAUCCUCAAGACAAACUUUGAUAACUACCCGAAAGGCAAACCCUUCACGGAGAUUCUUGGAGACUUUCUCGGCGGCGGGAUAUUUAACGUGGACGGAAAGCUCUGGGUAAAGCAGCGGAGACUCGCUACUCAUGAUUUCACCCCCAGGUCGCUGAGAGAGUACGUUGACGUUUUGAGGAACGAGGUCGAGGACGAGCUUCUGUCCUUCUUGGACGCUGCCGCCCAAGAUUAUCAACCCUUCGAUCUCCAAGAGCUUCUCCGGAGAUUCACUUUCAAUAUUGUGUGCAUUGUUUUCCUCGGGAUCGAUCGUUGCAGUUUAAACCCGUCUUCACCCGUUUCUGAGUUCGAUCGAGCGUUUCAGACUGCGGCUGCCGUUAGCGCUGGACGUGGUUCCGCACCGCUGUCUUUCGUGUGGAAGCUCAAGAGACUGGUCGGUUUUGGAUCUGAGAAAGACCUCAGACACGCUGUCCAAAAAGUUCAUAGCUGCGUCAAUGAGAUCAUUCGAGACAAGAAGAUCAAUACCAAGAGCGAUUUUCUGUCGCGGUUGAUCGUCGCGGGAGAAAGCGACGAGGCUGUGAGAGAUAUGGUAAUUAGUGUUGUAAUGGCCGGGAGGGACACGACCUCGGCGGUCACCACGCGCUUGUUUUCGUUAAUCUCCAGUCACAAGACAACCGAGUGUGAGCUAGUUAAUGAAAUCAGAUCGGUUAAGGACAUAACCGGGGGCUUCGAUUACGAAUCACUCAAGAAACUGAGUCUGUUGAAAGCGUGCUUGUGUGAAGUGAUGCGAUUGUAUCCUCCGGUGCCUUGGGAUUCCAAACACGCCCUAACCGAUGACCGUUUACCAGACGGUACCCCUGUGCGUGCGGGAGACCGGGUUACGUAUUUUCCAUAUGGGAUGGGGAGAAUGGAGGAGCUUUGGGGGAAAGAUUGGGAUGAGUUUAAACCAAACCGAUGGUUUGAGUCUUAUGAUCAUAAGACCAGAGUUUUGAAGAAAGUGAACCCUUUCAAGUUUCCGGUUUUUCAAGCCGGUCCGAGGGUUUGUCUCGGGGAAGAGAUGGCGUACCUGCAGAUGAAGUACGUUGUGGCUUCCAUGCUUCACCGUUUUCAGUUUGAACCGAUCGGUAUGGACAAACCGGUUUUUGUGCCAAUGCUCACGGCUCACAUGGCUGGUGGGAUGCGAGUCCGCGUUAGCCGGAGAGAUGGAUCUCGAUGAAGAGAACCAGAUUUGCAUUUUCUGUCAAAAUGGUUACUAACAGUCCGAAGAAAGUCAAUGAUCACUAUGGUUCUUUUGAAUGUACGUAAAAUGUUUCCAUGAUCGUAUUAUUUCCUUU